Messenger RNA from Macadamia integrifolia, 1187 nucleotides. RefSeq lists its product as uncharacterized. NCBI's taxonomy places the organism in Eukaryota, Viridiplantae, Streptophyta, Magnoliopsida, Proteales, Proteaceae. The transcript is spliced from 7 exons. Bases 358 to 843 code for a protein of 161 amino acids. The record is from RefSeq and is a predicted model, not a curated record.
CUAGCUUACCUCAAAAACGAGAGAGGAAAACCAGAUUUCACUUUCUGAGUGAGAAACACUGUUGUUUUCAAGAGGUAAUUCGAAAUACUUUGCGAAGGGAUCGUAGUUUUUUUUUGAGUGCGUCGCGUCGUUCAAGCUUCGGUGACUUCCGCCGCUUUGGAUCCAACAUAGAAGCAGUUGCUUCGUCUUCCUCCUUCCUUUCCCCUUUCUCACGGUGAUGAAAAAGUCGCUGGAGAUGGAAGUGACUCAUCGCAUCUGUUGUUGCUAGAGCAGAGCUCGCGCCAUUAACCAGUACUGAGACAGAAGAGAAAAAACUUAAAAGCAGAGUCAGGUUCCCUUAACAUUUGCUGUACCCAGAUGGAGGAGUCAUCGUUCUUUGACCGGAUGAUCAGUCGCCUCCGCACUACGAGCAAGUAUUAUACUGGUUACCCAAAAGACCUUGGGCCCUCGCGGGUUAUUGACUUUACAUCAGAGCGAGAAUUUGUGCAGCUCCUGCAUGAAGGUCGUCCCAUGGUUGUUGCAUUUACUCUCAGGUGUGCCUAUACAAAGCAUCUUGAUAAAGUACUAGAGGAAGCUGCGGCUGAGUUUUAUCCCCAUAUAAAAUUUAUGCGUGUUGAAUGUCCAAAAUAUCCUGGAUUUUGUAUAACACGGCAACGGAAGGACUAUCCCUUCAUUGAAAUAUUUUACAGCCCAGAACAAGCUGUGAACCAAGGGAGGGUUGUGGAUCCUAAUAUAACAAAAUACUCAGUCAAGGUCUUGCCUUUCAAUUAUGAUCCCAGUGCGUAUGGAUUUAGGGAGUUCUUCAAGCGACAUGGUAUAAACUUAUCGACUCCAAACAGCUAAGAAAUGAGUUAAUCCCCAAUAUAACCUUUUUGAGCCUGCAGAAAACAGCUUGGUUCUGCUAUUUAAUGGUUGAUCUGUCAGAGUAAUAGUAUCUAUGCAGUUGAAGCCGGUUAAGCGUUGUUCACCUCAUUGAUUGUGCCUUUCAGGUUUUAUAUAGUGCAAUUGGGAUCUUGGCCGGGAUUGGGAUCAGCCACUUCGGACGCAAAUGACCUAUUGUGAACAUUGAAUUGGACUUAAUAAGAGGUGUUUGGUUAAGAGUUCAUCCAUUUGUAUCCAAGAUGGUUACAAACAUAAUUUGUAGUCAUGCAUUUUUUCUUUCUUUCUAGAGGAUGAAGUGUUAUUUA